This is a messenger RNA of Suillus bovinus, 2382 nucleotides long. RefSeq lists its product as uncharacterized. NCBI's taxonomy places the organism in Eukaryota, Fungi, Basidiomycota, Agaricomycetes, Boletales, Suillaceae. The record is from RefSeq and is a predicted model, not a curated record. The coding region runs from base 1 to 2382 and encodes 793 amino acids. The transcript has 10 exons.
AUGGAAUUUGCGCCUUCAUCUCCUAUCGCCUCUCUCCUCGAUCAAGCAGUCCUGCCCCCACUAACUCGAUCUGACAUAGGCUCUGGUUCUGAUGCAGGUUCUCCCAGUGUUCCCCUCUCCCCAGUUGAUGAGGUGCCUCAACCCCAUGAGGCAAGGCAGAGUAUAUUGUAUAAUGUACCCAAGUCUCCGAAUGCAAGGCGGAGCAUAUUGUACAGACACCUUAAAUCUCCUUCGCACUCUCGCCUCAAAUCUUCUUCCUGGCAGCCUGGAAAGCCUUACACCAAAAUCUCUGUAUCUCCUCCCCGUCGUGGUCAGCAUCUAAUCGAGCGAAUGUCAAAGAAAAACAUUCCAUACACUUCCCAUCCAGCUCCACUGGAGCUUCGAUUUGCAGCUCGUGUAUCAGGGCAAGGAUUUAAACCAGAAUUCACGGCCGAAGAAAUUCAUGAGCGAGAGGAAGCAAUUUCCAAAGGCUUCUCACACUUGAGCCUUGCAACUUUGUACGAAUUGUUCAAAUCCAAGCUCACUGGCCAAGAAGCUGCAUGCCAACGUCUUGUGAUGAUGACAUGGGAGCUCGAGGCAUCAGAACGGUACACAACGUUUCUCAAUGGACUUCAUCAUGAGAACAAGGAUUGCCUCCUUUCCAGCGAUGAAGAGUUGAAAUGGAUCAGAAGCGUUUUUUCUGACCGGUCACAAGAAGAACUUGAGGACGAUAUCAACUACCUUCAAGCCAUUUAUGACGAUGAUUGCGAGAUACUUUGGGCUGUAGCUGCCCAAGCGGAUGUUCUCAAAAAGCAUUUAGGAUCACGUGUCCAAGCAGAUAUAUUGGGUUCCAUGGGAGAGUCUUCCCACUUGCCCCAAUUUGUCGCAGAACGACCUCAAAUGUCAGCAUUUGAUUUUGAUCCCUAUGAGCAGACUGUACCAGGGUGGCCAGGUGCGCUGCAACAGGCCUAUGAUGACACUCAAGGCCAGUCAUUCGGCCUGUCGUCGUUUGGAGAUGGGCAGGAGCAGGGGCCGUCGUUUUACUCGCAGGGCGCAACAUCAUUCGGAGAUGCACAGGGCCCGUUGUCAUUUGGAGAUGGGCAGGAGCAGGGCUCGUCAUCAUUUGGAGAUGGGCAGGAGCAGGGGCCAUUGUUUUACUCGCAGGGCGCAACAUUGUUUGGAGAUGCACAGGGCCCAUUGUCGUUUGGAAACAUGCAGGAGCAGGAGCAGCAAUUUUGCGGAGACUCACAGGGCACGUCUUCACACACUGAUGGACAGGACUACUACAAUGUCCGAGAUGCCCCACUCGACACAGGUCCUUCCAACUACCGACAAGGCAUCGCGCCUGUGUCUCGAUGGGUCGAGGGUGCCCCUGAUGGAGGUAUCAGUAUCGUAGAUCGAGGCGACGGUCUGAUUCCUCCAGCUUCAGAUCUGUCAAUGAUCCAUCGCAGGGAAAUACCUACCUCUGAAGUAGUACAUUAUGCAAGGACAACAACGACAUGCACACUCAGACACACCAACAUGCCUGCAACACCGUAUGUCGCACCACAAACAGCCACUAUUGCUACCGGAGUGCAAGAACCCAGUCUUGUCGCUGAGCCGCACGAUACGCCCAGUGACUCCGGACACGGAACGACGAAAUCACUGCCUAAAAAUCGCAUUCGUUUGACGCCGGAGGUGAUUAAACAGAUGCUGAACAGCGCUAAAGGAAGGGAUCCUGCACGGCUCGUAUUCUCAAAGCACGCUAUGACGUGCUCUAGAAAACGAAAGAAAAGAUUCAUCGAUGAGAUCAUCCAAGAAUCUGUCCCGAAUUUCUUCAGGCCUGAUGAGGUUUUCGAGGAGUUUAUAACCAACGCACACCGUAAGACAGUCAGCAAUACAUUAUUGGCGACAUGCGGUAAAAUGGUCGACUUCGCACGUGAGGGUGUUUGCGAUGCAUUCCAAUUGUUCCCCCCGUGGGGGCACUCUUUGCCACCAGGGCGAUAUCGGACUACCAGGAUCAAUCGCUUUAUAAAUGGACCUGAUCCGUUACUCUUCAUGCAUGACUUCUAUUUUGACGAGAAUGAUAAUAUAAUUGUCAUCGCAAAAUUUCAGAAUCGUUUCAUCAUGAGCAAUGUCAUCCGAUUCAUCUGGUACUGGGGAUACGCGUCAGUUCCUCAGUAUAUCAUGGCCGUUUCAGGCGCAGCUACCCACUGCUCGUUGCAUGAACAAGGGAGGGAGGGAUUGAAUGUUGACCCCUUCAGUGGACAAUUCCAUCAAGCCAAGUUCGAAGAAAUACUGAGGGCGAUUGAUAAUCUCACUCCUGCAGAGAAGGCCGAGUUUGAACAAUAUCUGCAGUACAUAUUAGAUAUUGGACCAUCGCAGACACGAGACAACAGCUCGUCGUCAUCUGACUUGGAUUAG